Molecule: messenger RNA, 810 nt
Organism: Laccaria bicolor S238N-H82
Lineage: Eukaryota; Fungi; Basidiomycota; Agaricomycetes; Agaricales; Hydnangiaceae
Exons: 6
Coding region: 1-810 (269 amino acids)
Source: RefSeq, a predicted model, not a curated record
AUGCACUUCUUCCUCGAACCCAAAAGCGUCUGCCUAAUGCUGGUGCGAUCAAUCUUAGAAUGCUUCAACCGAUGCAGAAUCCUCGACGGGUGGCGACCUGCAACCAACAACGGAUGUGUUAUUCAAGUUGGUCGAACGGUUCCGAGUCCUGGUCAUCGGCAACAGCGUGUCUCACGCAAUGCUGGUAUAUCAGAUAUCGGUACUGCGAUCAUAGCAAAGGAAAACGGAAGGUUUGUUCUGCACGAUAGUCAGGGCUUCGAGCAUGGGGAGGGUGACAACUUCAAGAAAGUCAUCGAUUUCUUGAAAGCUCGGAAGGACAUGCCCAAUGUGAGGGAUCAGGUACACGCUGUCUGGCUUUGUUUUCAAGUGUCCCUGUCUGAAGGUGAUCGUUUGUUUGAGGCUGGGGUGGAGGAGUUAUUCCGUAUGAAGUCCAAAGGAGAACUUGGCCCUGUUCCUGUGAUCACCGUUUUUACCAAAUAUGAUAAGUUGGUAGAGCAGAUUGAAUUUGGUAACAAUCUAGAGUUCCACAAACGCAACAAACAUCUGGAUCGGGAAAGCCGAAAUGCACGUCUUCCUGAGGAGACAAGGGCGAAGUUUCAAGAAUUGUGUCUUGGUCCCUUCGAAAAGUCCGUUAAUAAAGACAUUCCGCACAUCGCCGUCUCAACCAAUAAAGAAUACAAGGAUACCAGAAAGAUGUUGAACGAGCUUGUCCGUCUCACUGCUGACUGUGUUAAAAACUCUCUGGCGGUUGAUAGAUGUUGCGCUGGUCUCCGCCAUCGCCCAACGCGUGAAUCCGGCUGUGAAGAUUAA